Mesorhabditis spiculigera is the source of this 894-nucleotide messenger RNA. The record is from the annotation of a GenBank genome assembly. NCBI's taxonomy places the organism in Eukaryota, Metazoa, Nematoda, Chromadorea, Rhabditida, Rhabditidae.
AUGGUCUGGCGAGUGCCGUCUUUAAAUUUUGAGACACAUUCCAAUGGCUUCACGGCUUCAGCCCCUGAAUUGACAAUCACUUGCACCGGAAAUCGGGUCCUCAACGUUACGAAAGUUUCAAUCCAAAAACGAUCCCAUUGCCCAAAAAUGGAGGCGGCUCGUCGGGAGUUUGGUGACCUGCAACUCGACUCAAAUACGGUCUGGACGUGGGCGGCCGAUCAAUUCCACUUCAUCUUGCCGUUCGAAUUCAGCUUCGCCGUCAUCUUCUCCGAGUUUAUCAACGCGUUCAAGUGGAUCAAGAUAAUCCACGAUAUAAAGCCGAAGCUAUUCACUAAGGAUUCGCCCCUUCCGGCUGAUAUCAAGAUCGAAAUCAAUGAGCUGCGCCUUGAGCUUGAGGAUGAUCCGUUUGAGACGAGCCUGCAGGCCAAUUACGAGCUGAUGGAGGAUGAGGUGUACGAAUGUGAACGACGACGCCAAAUGCUCGCCGAACGGCUGGCCACCGUCAAGAAGUUGAACCCGUUGUUGCCACAAGCAAAAAUCGACGAGCUGUUCGCGAGUCUGCUGGAGAAGAACAGCGCCAUCUACAUCGAGCGCUGGCGGAAGCAGCCGCCGGAGCGACGGCCCCUCUUCGCGUCGGAAUGGCGAAAAUUCCGAAUUCACGCGUUCGCCGACCCGUCGUUCCACGGCACCGAAAGAUGUCAGGCGCUGAUCCAGGAGUUCGACCCGGUUAGCCACUACCCGUCUGACCUGUCCUUUUCAACGCUAUGGGCCCGUGGCUGCGAAUUUGACGUGGAAUCGUGGACGGCACAAUUUCGAGACUACCCUACGCCCUAUUUUCAGGCGACCGACAUGCACUUUUUCGGGACGCUCGUCGGCGCGGAACGAUUGAAGGUG